AUGGGUUGGCGUGGUGCCGGAGGUAGCGGCGCUGCUAGCAUGCAAGUUAUCCCCAUCUUCUCUUUCAUCCAUCUCCUGCUCGGCUCCUACUUCUUCUUCGGUGGUCUCCUCAUGUUUGUCGGCGGCCUCCUCGAAUGGAUCCUCGGCAACACCUUCCCCUCCGUCGUCUUCCUGACCUUCUCGGCCUUUUGGCUCAGUUUUGGCGCCACCCUCGUCCCGGAUUUCCACGCCUACGCGGCCUACGCGCCCGCGGACGCGAUCUCGGUCGCCGAGGGCCUGCAGACGCGCGGCUUCAAUGCCAGCUUCGGCUUCUUCCUGCUGGCCAUGAUGCUGCUCUGCCUCGUGUACCUCGUCUGCUCCCUGCGCACCAACGUCGCCUUUUUCAUCAUCUUCCUGACGCUCGUCCUCGGCUUCGGCCUGCUGACGGGUGCGUACUGGGCUCUAGCAUCUGACUAUACCGGCAACGCCGCGUUCGCAAACAAGCUGAUCAAGGGCGGUGGGGCCUGUUACUUCGUGACCUGUCUCGCCGGGUGGUGGAUCUUUGUGGCUAUCCUGCUGGCCGUGUUGGAGUUUCCCUUCCAGCUGCCCGUGGGCGAUCUGAGCCAGCUGUUUGCCAAGAAGGAGGUUCGCAAUAAGAGCAAUGUCUGA
Verticillium alfalfae VaMs.102 is the source of this 648-nucleotide messenger RNA. RefSeq lists its product as hypothetical. NCBI's taxonomy places the organism in Eukaryota, Fungi, Ascomycota, Sordariomycetes, Glomerellales, Plectosphaerellaceae. The coding region runs from base 1 to 648 and encodes 215 amino acids. Gene Ontology annotation, molecular function: acetate transmembrane transporter activity. The record is from RefSeq and is a predicted model, not a curated record. Gene Ontology annotation, cellular component: plasma membrane. The transcript is spliced from 3 exons.